Messenger RNA from Podospora anserina S mat+, 516 nucleotides. RefSeq lists its product as uncharacterized. Lineage: Eukaryota; Fungi; Ascomycota; Sordariomycetes; Sordariales; Podosporaceae. Bases 1 to 516 code for a protein of 171 amino acids. The transcript is spliced from 2 exons. The record is from RefSeq and is a predicted model, not a curated record.
AUGUGUGCCCUUUUUCAACAACACUAUACAAUUAAGAUCGACUUUGCCAGGGAGUGGAAAUCCGUGGAAAACAAGCCUCAUUGUAUCCAGCUCCCCGCGAAUAUUGUCCUGGAUCGGGGUGCCGCCAACAAGAGCAGCUCUGCGUGGGCUGAGUUUUCUCUAUAUUCACAGCGGAACAAAAGUGAGGAGCAGAGCUUUGUUGAGAUUUGUCAGGGGAGCAUAAAAGCCAUCUUCAAAAGGGCAGAAUCCAACGGAGGAGAAGAAGGGCAGCAGCAUGAUCACGACGUCAAAGACUUGAUAUCGUCCGGAUAUCGUCAGUAUACUCGGGAAAUUGACCACGAGCGACUGUAUGAAAGGCUCACGGAAUGUGGAUAUGAAUACGGCCCGAUAUUUCAAGGCAUUCAACAUGCCUGCUUGGAUGGGGGUGGACAUGCUGUUGGGCGUGUUACCAUCUGCAGAGGUUCCACCGUGCUUUGGCAACAAGAUUCCACUCGCCAUCCAUCCAUGCGACCUUGA